UGUUUCAGAGUCUGCUGAGGAUCAUGAGGACACGGCUGAGCAUACACCUAAUACAGAUACUCGCCUUUGGCCUGCUGCUGUGCCAGCUGCGGUCUGUGCUGGCCCAGAAGUACUACAUGAACUUUGCGUUCAACAACAACAAUCCGGAUGCCAAUGGCGAAGAUGGUGAUGUCGGUGGGAUGGGAAAUAAUGGAGCAGGGAAUGGAGCUAUGAGGGGUGCAUCAGCUGGUGAAGGAUCCGAAGGAUCUGGCAGCGAUGAUAGUGGAAGUGGCAGUGGAACUACUGCUGAUGAAAGCAAUGACAGUGAUGACAAGCAGGAUGCUGAUGCUGACGCCGACGACAGCAAGGGGGACAGCGAUGAUAGCGAAGCUGACAGUGGCGAUGCAAAAGCUAGCGACGACGAUUCCGAUUCCGAUGAUGACGACGAUGAUAACGUGCCGGGAGUGGAUGAUGACGACGAUGAUAGCGACAGCCAUGACGCAGCUAAUAGACGCAUAAAGCUGGCCGAGGACAACGAAGACAAGGGACCCGACAACGAUCACAGCCAUCACAGCAGCUAUGAGAUCAGCAUCGAUGAUAGCUUCGGCGGACGCUACGUUCGCUCCAUUUACGAGAGUUCCGAGAGCCAUGGACACUCGGGCAGCAAUGCUGGUUCCGGGUCUGGAGAUGCUCAGGACUCGCAGAACGUUGGAAACGAUAAGCGCACAUUGUAUGACGCCGAUGACUACGAGGAGUUCACAGGGGAAUAAAAGGGAGAGGAGGCUUAACUACAUAUCAAUUAAUGCAAAUUGCUAAUAAAAAAUAUAUAAUAAAUUAAAUAAAAACUAUGAAAAG
Molecule: messenger RNA, 834 nt
Organism: Drosophila nasuta
Lineage: Eukaryota; Metazoa; Arthropoda; Insecta; Diptera; Drosophilidae
Gene: Acp32CD
Product: Accessory gland protein 32CD
Exons: 1
Coding region: 24-749 (241 amino acids)
Source: RefSeq, a predicted model, not a curated record